This is a messenger RNA of Ogataea polymorpha, 1875 nucleotides long. RefSeq lists its product as uncharacterized. Gene Ontology annotation, biological process: mitotic sister chromatid segregation. The transcript is spliced from 2 exons. Gene Ontology annotation, molecular function: serine-type endopeptidase activity. NCBI's taxonomy places the organism in Eukaryota, Fungi, Ascomycota, Pichiomycetes, Pichiales, Pichiaceae. The coding region runs from base 1 to 1380 and encodes 459 amino acids. The record is from RefSeq and is a predicted model, not a curated record. Gene Ontology annotation, cellular component: kinetochore; membrane.
AUGUCCUCUCCAACCAAGAUCCAUCUCCAGCUGCGCGAGCUGCGGUAUCUGUACGACGCGCUGCAGACGGCCGUGGCGGCCAAGGUGGACACGCACCUGGCGCAGAUCCGCGACAAGGGCGACCCUGCGCUCGCGAAGUCGGUGCGCAGGCUCGUGGCCCAGUUUGUCGACGGGAUCUUCGACGAUAUACAGCACUCGCUCGAGAUCGACGACGUGGCCGCGUCGCAGUUGGCCACCAAUACGAUAUCCAGCAUGCUGGCCAACCCUGCGCUGCUCAACGAGAAAAUAGAGCCGUACGACUUUGCGCUCAAUGACAGGUUGCGCGACCUGUACACGCGCGUCGAGGAGAAGGUGGAGUCGCUCUCCAACUUGAGGCGCACGCAGCCCGCCAACAUCCGGGACGAGUACGAGGCGCUGGUGCGCGAAAACGAGGCUGUUGUCGACGCGGUUGUCGCAGAGUCGGCGCAGAACCGUGCUGCCGCGUCGGACGUGGCAGCAGCCGUGCCCGACAUGGACGACCUGCGCCACGACUUCAAGUGCAUUCUAAGCGACCUCGCCGACCUUAAGCACGACGUGCCUGAGACCAGGCACGGCGUCGACAACCUUGCAAACCUGUUCCAACAGAUAUCCGACCAGGGCCGUCGGCUCUUUGCCGCCACUGAGCGUGCCCCCGCGCUCUCGACUGGGCUGUGUGUGUUUCUGGUGCUCGUGUACCUCUAUUCGGUCGCCAAUCCGGCCAUUCUGGACAAGUGGUCGCUGACGCCGUGGACCCUCUACAACCUCGAGCUGAGCCGGCUGACGACGUACCCGCUCGUGCACGCAAACUUCGUCCAUCUUCUGUUCAACCUGGUGUCGCUGUACGGGCCCCUGUGCCAGUUUGAGGUGCAAAAUGGCACCGUGCACACAGCCAUCGUGCUCAACUUCCUGGCCACUUGCGUGGCCGUCCCUUACUGUCUGUGUGGGAUGCUUUUCUUUCCCACCACGAGCGUGCUGGGAGCUUCUGGCUGGGGCUUCUCGAUGCUCAGCUACUACUACUAUCUGCAGGCCCAGACAGCAGAAAACACCAGGAUCUACACCGUGGACGUGCCUACAACGAUGAUCCCGUUCAUCCUGGUGCUUGUGGUGGGUAUUCUGGUGCCGAGCUCGAGUUUCAUCGGUCAUUUGUUUGCCAUUUUGGCCGGAUACGCGCUCGGAUACGGGUAUCUCAAACACUUCACGAACCCGCCGUUCCGGAUCGUUGAACGCGUCGAAUCGGCGUUGGCAGGCGUGAUUGGCCGCCUGCCGCCCCAGAUCCACUACAUCCGCGAGCAGGACGUCAGCAGCGACCGGUACGUGUUACCCUCGCACGGGGGCCAAGUUCUGGGCACUAAUAGAGGCUGAAAGAAUUAACGGUAGAUAGAUGUAUCAGUAGUACAUUUUGUGAACACUCAUUUCCCACGCAGGAUCUUGGCGAACUCCUCGAUGUCGAUCUGGCCAUCGGAGUCGGUAUCGGCGGCCUGAAGCAUCUGUCUGGCCUCCUCCUCAGUGAGCCUCUCGCCGAUGGUCGUUAGCACGCGGACCAGCUCCGUCUGGGAGAUCUUGCCGUCACCGUCACUGUCAAACACCUUGAAAGCCUCCAGGAUCUCGGCCUCCACGUCCUGCUCCUUGAUCUGUCUUGCCAUCAUGGUGAGAAACUCGGAAAACUCGAUCAGCGAGUUGCCGUUCGUGUCAAUCUCGUUCACCAGGUCGUUCAGUUCCUGCUGCGUUGGGUUCUGGCCCAGCGCCCUCAUCACUGUGCCUAGCUCUGAUGCGGAAAUCUUGCCGUCGCCAUCCUUGUCGAAAAUGCUGAACGCUUCUUUAAACUCGUCGAUCUGUUCUGGGGUCAACUUCUCGCUC